AUGACCGAUAGUGGAUAUCCAGCCAACCUGGUUACGGUGCAACCACCAUACCAUCCACCACCACCGGCUCCAGGGAAUGGAGAAAAGACAGAAGAGGAGGAAAAGAAAAUGUCGGACGAGGAUAAAUGCUGCUGGUGCAUGUUCGCGUGUGAUAUUUGCACCGAAUGGACUUCGAUUAUUCUGAGUUGUCUUUCUAGAUGA
Messenger RNA from Caenorhabditis briggsae, 201 nucleotides. Lineage: Eukaryota; Metazoa; Nematoda; Chromadorea; Rhabditida; Rhabditidae. Bases 1 to 201 code for a protein of 66 amino acids. The transcript is spliced from 2 exons. The record is from RefSeq and is a predicted model, not a curated record.